GUGAUGACAGCUCAGCGGCAAGUGUGAGCCAUGAGACCGUCAUGGAGGAAGUGCGGAAGCAGGUGCAGUUGGCGAUGAAGGGUCGAGAUACGGAGCUACAGGAGGAGGUGAACCUGGUCCUCUACCUCGAGAGGCCCGCGGCGGAGUUCCAGGCCGCGAAUCUGGACGCAACCCCGCUGGUGAAGGUGAUGGCCUUAGACAAGUUCCGCGUGCUCCCCCUGGGCUUGCAGGUCCUGCUGAUCAACCUGGAGGAAUUCCUUCUGUUCGAGAGCCGGGUGAACCAGCUCUACGAGGGCAACGGGAGGAACCUGCUGGGCACGCGAGGUUCGUUGGGAGAAUCCCGGAGACUUCUGUUGAAAGAGAUCAUGGAAAUGUUCACCAGGGCCGAUGCCUCUCCCUUGGACAUUUUGGUUCAGGGAAUGCGACAGCUCCAGCAAGUCUAUCUGGAGAAAAGAAGUGGCCAGGAUACCGAGGCCAUGAAAGGGAGUUUGGAGCUCCCAGCUCUUCCGGAUCUGGUUGGUGAAACCGGAGUUGAAUUCAGUGAUUGGUUGUACGUGGCAGAGCAGACAGUGGGUUCCCUUUCGGAUUCCGCGGCGGCUUGGUUUGAGAAGACCUUGAGGUGCUCCAAGGAGGCGUACCAGAAGCACCAGGUCGCGACACCGAUGGAGAGAUUGUCGAUCAUGCCAACGUUGACCUCGGACUUGAAGGACAGUAAGUGGAAUCGACUUGAGAGACGCGUCAUGACGAUGCUGUUGACUGCGAUGCCCCGGGCAGUUCGAGAUGAUGCUGUGACGCACAGGGUGGCAACGGUGUCGGGGGCUCUGUUUAGACUUCACGUUCUCUACGCUCCCGGUGGUGUUGCGGAACGAACGACGGUGCUCAAGCAGUUGGAGGGCACGCAGGGUACGGAGAAUGUGGCGGAGACCAUUACUUCCCUGCGGAGAUGGAGGAGGAACUUGACUCGAGCCUUGGAGAUGAAUGUUUCCCCUCCUGAUGCGAGUGUGUUGCUGAAGGGUGUGGAGCUUAUUGCGGCCCCGGCUGUCAGGAAGAAUCACGACAUGAGUUUCCGCCUCGCCCUUGCAAGGAACGAGCUUCAGCUACAACAUCGGCCUACGCAGGAGACGGUCUUGAAGUACUACGACCAUGUGCUAUCGGAACUCCAACAAUCGAUGCCGGUGGAGGAGCGGAUGGAGCUCUACAUCUACGUGCCGUUGGCGGCCAUGCUGGGACUGGAGAGGCUGGAUGUCGAC
Symbiodinium necroappetens is the source of this 1250-nucleotide messenger RNA. The record is from the annotation of a GenBank genome assembly. NCBI's taxonomy places the organism in Eukaryota, Dinophyceae, Suessiales, Symbiodiniaceae.